GGAUCUUCAAGCCCCACAGUCACUAUUUAUCCUUUUAAAUACUAGGGUUUCAUUGUCGUCAUUGGUAGAAACUAAAUUCGGUUAACUUUUACAUUUUGGCUUUCCUUUUAUAUUUGCUGUGCUGGGUCUUGAAAGUUAGACACAGAAGCUUCAAUGGCGGAAGAAGAGGGUGAUGCUUUUUAUGUGGUUCGGAAGGGGGAUAUCAUUGGCGUAUAUAAAAACUUAAGGGAUUGCCAAAACCAAGCCGGUUCUUCGGUAUGCAAUCCUUCUAUAAGUGUGUUCAAAGGCCACGGUUUGCCUAAGGAGGCUGAGGAGUACCUUGUCUCGCAUGGGCUUAAGAAUGCUUCUUAUACUAUCUGUGCCAAUGAUGUGAAAGAUGAUCUUUUUGGAAUACUUGCUGCUUGCCCUUACCAGCAGCCCGAUUCUUCUAUAGUAGAAUCAGCUGUCAAUGACUCAGCACCAAAUAGAUUGCAGGAGAUGGUUGGGUCUACUUCAUUCCCAACCACUCAGAGAAGGCAUUUCAAAUCUGAUGAUCAUAUUGAAACUCUAUCUGUUUCUUAUAGUGGUCAGCCAGAUUGUUCUACAGUAGAAUCAGCUGUCAAGGACUACUCACCACCAAAGAGAUUGCAGGAUAUGGUUGGGACUAGUUCAAUCCCUACCUCUCAGAGAAAGCAUUUCAAAUCUGAUAAUCCUAUUGAAACUCUAGCAGUUUCUUCAAGUGGUCAUUCCUGUAUACUUGAGUUUGAUGGUGCUUCAAAAGGAAAUCCUGGACAAUCUGGUGCAGGAGCUGUGCUACGAGCUGAAGAUGGAAGCGCUGUCUACCGGUUACGUGAAGGGGUGGGCAUUGCAACAAAUAACGUUGCUGAAUAUCGAGCUGUAAUUUUGGGAUUGAAAUAUGCUCUUGAAAAAGGAUAUAAACACAUUCGCGUUAAAGGAGACUCUAAACUUGUCUGCAUGCAGAUUCAGGGUCUCUGGAAAACCAAAAAUCAGAAUAUGGCUGAGCUGUGCCAAGUGGCCAGGGAGCUCAAGGAAAAGUUUAUGUCAUUUGAUAUCAAUCAUGUUCUUAGGGAUUACAAUUCUGACGCUGAUGUUCAAGCAAACCGAGCAAUAAAUCUUCAAGAUGGACAAGUUGAAGUGGAUUGGAACGGGAAGUAAGUUCAAAUGAUGGAAAGGGAGACAUUGUUUUGUAGGCUGAGAGAAUUGGAACCAGGACUUGAUUAAACAUAUGCUUUCAGAUUCUGUUGGUUAAGAUGUAUUGAAACGCACUGCUUUGGAACUUCUGAUGGAGCAAGAGCUCCUUAAUAUGCACAUCCCAAUUCCUAAUUUCAACU
Molecule: messenger RNA, 1331 nt
Organism: Prunus avium (sweet cherry)
Lineage: Eukaryota; Viridiplantae; Streptophyta; Magnoliopsida; Rosales; Rosaceae
Product: Polynucleotidyl transferase, ribonuclease H-like superfamily protein
Molecular function (GO): nucleic acid binding; RNA-DNA hybrid ribonuclease activity
Source: RefSeq, a predicted model, not a curated record